AUUAAUUUAGAACCCCAUCUCUCGUCUGGAUCUUUGGUUUCCAUCAACGUUUACUAUCUAUUCCCUCCUUUCUUUUCUCCAUUUCGCGCUCUCUAAGAACCCUGCUGUGAUUCUCUUGUCAAAUACCCUUCCUCGGCUUUAAUUCUUCAACAAUGUCUUCUCCUCGUCCUUCUUCCCCCGUCAACGGCGGCGCUGCUGCCAGCGGUGCCAACAUCGGCCGACCCUCAUCACCUGCUAUCCCUGGUGGUCCCCGUACUGCCAUCCGACGACGCGCUGCCGCCGACCAGAAGGAGAAGAUUGCCAAUGCCCGACCAAGCAGCACUCGCGCCGCUGGCGCCGGUGGUUCCAGCAGCACCAUGCUGCGACUUUACACCGAUGAGUCGCCCGGUCUCAAGGUCGACCCUGUUGUUGUCCUUGUUCUCUCUCUUGUCUUUAUCUUCAGCGUUGUUGCUCUUCACAUUAUCGCCAAGAUUACCCGAAAGUUCUCCAGCUAAACGGUUGCGAAAAAGUCUCAAAUUUCACGACGAAGCUCGAAGAGAAAGGGAGAUGAUGAUAUCUUUUGUGGACGCUGCUAUUUCUUGUUAUCACCUGAACGUGGCUGGCGUAGGGCCUCUUUUCCACACAUGAAGUUAUGUGAUGUGAACGACGCGCCACACCCGCAACUGGGAGAAGGGUUAGGUUAAUACGGCCACCGGAAAUUUUGUUUGUUUGGUAUUGCGGUUUAUGAGGGGAGCCUUUGUAUUAUAUCUCGGGAAAAGAAGGGUCCAAACCGACAAUCUGGACUUUGACUGUUUUAACGCACGAAUAUGGAAUCUCUGUCUACUGCGAAUGUGACAUACAAGUGACGGCUGGGCAGCAACUCAGAUAUUGUACUUGACUAACUAAUAAGGGACAAUCUAUAAGAGCAAAGCAAAACAAAGAGCUCCUUUCUGGAAGUUACGCUGCUGUCCUGUAGUAUAUACACGCAAUAAUCUGGAUCAUGCAAUUCUCUCGCUAACACCUCGUCUCCUUUUCCCUCCCUUGCCAGACUCAUCCUCAUACGUGUUUUGUCCAUAUCCAUUGGAUAAAACUGGAAAAGAGUCAACAUCAUUAAUACCUUUUUAUUCC
This is a messenger RNA of Fusarium graminearum PH-1, 1107 nucleotides long. RefSeq lists its product as uncharacterized. The coding region runs from base 153 to 494 and encodes 113 amino acids. The transcript has 4 exons. Lineage: Eukaryota; Fungi; Ascomycota; Sordariomycetes; Hypocreales; Nectriaceae. The record is from RefSeq and is a predicted model, not a curated record. Gene Ontology annotation, biological process: intracellular protein transport. Gene Ontology annotation, cellular component: Sec61 translocon complex.